Alternaria atra is the source of this 420-nucleotide messenger RNA. RefSeq lists its product as uncharacterized. The transcript is spliced from 3 exons. Gene Ontology annotation, cellular component: EKC/KEOPS complex. The record is from RefSeq and is a predicted model, not a curated record. The coding region runs from base 1 to 420 and encodes 139 amino acids. Lineage: Eukaryota; Fungi; Ascomycota; Dothideomycetes; Pleosporales; Pleosporaceae.
AUGGCGGACCAAAAGGACUGGAAGCCAGAAGACUUUCCCUGUACACUCACCCUCAAUAUACCCUUCCCCUCCGCCCACCUAGCCACCACCGCCCAGCGCGCUCUCUCCGUCGACGCCGAACUCUCACCCCUCGUCCGCCGUGCCUUCUCCCUCACCACGCCGUCAGAAUCUUCAGAACAGAGCGUCCUCCAAGUAGACUAUGCAGCAACCACGAACCGCAUGCUACGUGUCGCGGUAAACGGAUUCAUCGAGAGCAUAGGCGUGGUAAUAGGAGCCAUGAAAGAAUUGGAUACGGAUAUUGUAUACGAGCCCACCAAGGAAGGACUAGAAGGGGUGCAGGGGUUGGAUGCGGCGAAAAGGACGCCGAGCUUGCAGACGAACGGGAAAGAGAAGGAAGUCAAGCGUAGAAGGGUCUAUUAG